GAAAUCCAACCAAACUACAAACAUUUCUCUACUGUUUCUCUCUGCUUUUUCUUUUUCUUUUUCUCUCCGGUCUCCAACGACAACAAAAUUUAGAAAGAGGGAGAGAAACAAAAGUAGAAAAAAGGAAAAAACUUUCCCUUUAACCAAACAAAAGAGAGCCAUCAAAAGUGGGAAUUUAGAAUUUUUCCCUUUGGAUUCCUUCACUUUGAUCACUCUGCAACUUCCUCAGAUUUUCUUUUUUCUCAAUCUCUGGUUCCCUUUUCAAAUUCAAAGCCACUGAAACUCAACUGGGUCACUCUCCACUUCUCGUUCUAUUAUCUACUACUAUUUAUCUGCUAUUUUAGCUUUUCAUUUUGGGUUUGUUUUGAAAGGAUAAAAGGUGGGUUUGGUUUGGUUUGCCUUUUUUUGGUUGAGUUCUUGAGGUAGCUGUUGGUGGGUGGGUCUUUUGGUCUUUUCUGCUUUCGUUCAUUUUCCUAUUUCAAAUUGUUUUUGAAGGUGACUGAAGAUUUUUGUCGUGUAAUUCAAGACUGCAAGUUAUUGGCUUUCCAUAACUGUCAAUUUUAGUCAACCCAAGAGGGAUCUGUAAGAUUCUGACUGCCUUAAAAGCUCCCUUUUUUCAUGGUUUGUUUUUACUUAUUCAGUGGAACCUUUUGCACACGAUUGUUUGCCUGUUGUUUGUAUUUAUGAGAAGUGUUCUUUAGAUAAGAGUUGUUGUUUUGUGGGGUUGGAAGAUCUAUCAGCUAAGUGUUGUGAUGUGUGAUCACAAGCAACAGUUUAGGCUUUGUAUUUGUUUGCUCUGUACUGCCAAAUUUUAGGUUCAUUUCAGCUAGGGAGGAAGAGGGGAGAGAGAGGAAAGAAUUGAAAGAGUGAGGACUAAUCUGACUACUGUGGAGAUCUGGGACUUGUUUAAUCUCUUAUGCCCCAUGAGGGCUUCCUUUACCUCUGAUUCCUAUAAAGAAUCACAACUCGACUCCUUAAAUCCGCAGUCAUGGCUUCAAGUUGAAAGAGGGAAGCUUUCGAAAUUCUCUUCACGGUCUUCUUCUUCUUCAUCCAUAGAAUCACUUAUCAAGGUCCCAGAACCACCAGUGCAACCAUUCUUUAAACCUGUUGAUUAUGUAGAAGUUUUAGCUCAGAUUCAUGAAGAACUUGAAUCGUGCCCUCCGCAAGAGAGGUCGAAUCUCUAUUUAUUUCAGUAUCAACUGUUUAAAGGCCUUGGUGAAGCCAAAUUGAUGCGAAGAAGCCUCCGCUCUGCUUGGCUGAAGGGCAGCACUGUGCAUGAGAAGCUUGUAUUUGGAGCAUGGUUAAAGUAUGAGAGACAAGGGGAGGAGCUCAUUUCAGACUUGCUUGCCACUUGUGGUAAAUGCGCACAAGAGUCUGGCCCAGUAGAUGUUUCCUCCGAGCUUGAUGUUGAUAUAAGUUCAGGUUCCCAUGAGACACUUUCGAUGAUGAAUGGCAAACAUAUUUUAAGAAGCGUCUCUUUUAAAAUUGGAGAUGAGAAAAUUGUUUGUGAUAGGCAGAAAAUUGCCAGCCUUUCUGCUCCGUUUCAUGCCAUGCUUAAUGGAUGUUUCUCUGAAUCACUAUGUGAACACAUAGAUUUAUCUGAAAACAACAUAUCGCCUUUGGGUUUUAGGGAAAUAAGCGAGUUCAGCAUGACUGGUAGUUUGAAUGAAGUGUCUCCAGAUAUUUUAUUGGAAAUAUUGAUUUUUGCAAAUAAGUUUUGUUGUGAAAGGCUAAAAGAUGCAUGCGAUAGGAAACUUGCAUCCUUAGUGUCUUCCCGAGAUGAUGCUGUCCAGCUCAUGGAAUGCGCUCUCGAAGAGAACUCCCCUGUCCUUGCUGCAUCAUGUUUGCAAGUUUUCUUACAGGAGCUACCUGAUUGCUUGAAUGAUGACCGGGUGGUGGAAAUAUUUAGCCAUUCUAAUAAACAACAGAAAAUGACCAUGGUUGGAUCAGCCUCAUUUUCAUUAUAUUGUUUGUUGAGUGAAGUUGCUAUGAACCUUGAUCUGCAGUCUGAUAAAACAGCUUUUUUUCUGGAUCAGUUGGUAGAGUCAGCGGAAACUAACCGACAGAAGCUGCUGGCCUUUCAUCAAUUGGGUUGUGUUCGGCUCUUGAGGAAAGAGUAUGAUGAAGCUGAACAUCUUUUUGAGGCAGCUUUAAAUGCUGGUCAUAUAUAUUCUGUAUCAGGCUUGGCUAGGCUGGGUAACAUCAGAGGUCAUAGGCUUGGGGCUUAUGACAAGCUCAGUUCUGUGAUUUCAUCUGUUACUCCGCUUGGAUGGAUGUACCAGGAGAGGUCCUUGUAUUGUGAAGGUGAUAAGAGAUGGAAAGACCUUGAAAAAGCAACUGAGUUGGAUCCAACCCUAACAUACCCCUACAUGUAUCGCGCUGCUUCUUGGAUGAGGAAACAGGAUGUUCAAGCUGCGCUUGCAGAAAUCAAUAGAAUUCUUGGUUUUAAAUUGGCAUUAGAAUGUUUGGAACUCCGGUUUUGUUUCUAUCUAGCCCUUGAGAAUUACCAAGCAGCGAUCUGUGAUGUUCAGGCAAUUCUUACGCUCUCCCCUGAUUAUAGGAUGUUUGAGGGACGGGUGGCUGCAUCCCAACUCCGUACUCUUGUGCGUGAGCACGUUGACAAUUGGACAACAGCAGAUUGUUGGCUGCAAUUGUAUGAUAGGUGGUCUUCAGUUGAUGAUAUAGGUUCCCUCUCUGUCAUAUACCAGAUGCUUGAAUCUGAUGCUGCCAAAGGCAUUCUAUAUUUCAGACAGUCUUUGCUCCUCCUUAGGUUGAACUGUCCUGAGGCAGCCAUGCGAAGUUUACAAUUAGCCCGCCAACAUGCAUCAACUGAACAUGAACGUCUAGUUUAUGAAGGUUGGAUCUUGUAUGAUACGGGUCAUUGCAAUGAAGGGCUUCAAAAGGCAGAGGAGUCUAUCAACAUCAAGAAGUCUUUUGAAGCUUUCUUCCUUAAAGCUUAUGCUCUCGCUGACUCUAGUCUGGAUCCAUCUUGCUCUUCAACUGUUAUGUCCCUGCUUGAAGAAGCUCUUAAGUGCCCUUCAGACAGAUUGCGCAAAGGCCAGGCACUCAACAAUCUUGGAAGUGUCUAUGUUGACUGUGGGAAAUUAGACUUGGCAGCUGAUUGUUACAUUAAUGCUCUUAAGAUCAGGCAUACCAGAGCACACCAAGGACUUGCUCGAGUUCAUUUUCUCAAAAAUGAUAAGAUUGCUGCAUACGAGGAAAUGACAAAACUGAUUGUGAAGGCCCAGAACAAUGCAUCUGCCUAUGAGAAGAGGUCGGAGUAUUGUGAUCGAGAACUGACGAAAGCAGAUCUUGAGAUGGUUACACAAUUAGAUCCCCUUCGAGUGUACCCUUACAGAUAUCGAGCUGCAGUUUUAAUGGACAGUCACAAGGAGAAAGAAGCCAUUGCUGAACUUUCAAGGGCGAUUGUAUUUAAAGCAGACCUUCACCUUCUACACUUGCGGGCGGCUUUCCAUGAGCACACUGGUGAUGUAUUGGCUGCUUUACGUGACUGUCGUGCUGCUCUCUCUGUGGACCCAAACCAUCGAGAGAUGCUGGAACUUCAUAGCCGAGUAAACAGCCAUGAGCCCUGAAUUCACAAGGAUCCAAAAUCAUCCAAGUGCAUAUAACAAAUACUUCAGUUUUAUCAUCCCAAUGCAUACCAGUGAGCAUGUUAAUGCCCAUGUCACAUCUAUUCUUUCCUGGCCCCUCUUUCUUUCUUUCUCCAUUAAUUUAUGCUCUUAGGUGUUUUGUAAUUUAAUUUAAUCAAUAUCUGAAAAUAUCAAUGUUCUUCCUCCUUA
Messenger RNA from Populus nigra (black poplar), 3800 nucleotides. RefSeq names its product ETO1-like protein 1. Gene Ontology annotation, molecular function: protein binding. The record is from RefSeq and is a predicted model, not a curated record. Lineage: Eukaryota; Viridiplantae; Streptophyta; Magnoliopsida; Malpighiales; Salicaceae. Gene Ontology annotation, biological process: negative regulation of ethylene-activated signaling pathway. The coding region runs from base 924 to 3593 and encodes 889 amino acids. The transcript is spliced from 5 exons.